Cherax quadricarinatus is the source of this 3321-nucleotide messenger RNA. Lineage: Eukaryota; Metazoa; Arthropoda; Malacostraca; Decapoda; Parastacidae. The record is from RefSeq and is a predicted model, not a curated record.
UGUUUCUAAAGCUGUAUUUCUCCUGCAGCUGUGUGGCAUCGGACGUGUGGGAGGAUGAGGCGUGUGCAGCGCUAACAGAAGAGCAGAGGCAGUACCUCACCCUGUAGUCCGUCUCCUUCAGUUGCUAAGAGGGUUCCUUCUCACAACUCGUCCAAAAUCCUCCAGAGCUAAAAUAAAAAAAAAAAAAAAAAAACUGUUUUGCUUUCAUUUUAAAAUGUCAAAAAGCGAGUCUAUAUAUCAAAAGUACAUUUGUGUCUGUGUGUAAAAGAGAAAAAUAAUAUUUUGAUCUGGUGCGAAUCAUUGUGUGAUAAACAUUAAUCCUAUUGUCACUAUGGUGUCAGCCCGGGUCGGUGAUGGCCUCUGGUGAAAGUGGGUUUUAUAUCCUGGGAAGCUUUCCCAUUUUCCAUUAGACUUCACCAUCUUAAAAGAUGAAUACCUCCACUUCAGAGACUUUGAAAAUGGUGGUGUAAAAGCCAAGGAUAUCGCGGAAAUGGAGGCGAGUUGUGAAAGCAGUGAAAGUUAAAGGUGAAGGGAGACGCCAAUGCAUACGCGGUCAGUCCACAGCUUCUCCACGAUAUACUCCUCUCCCUACCUGGAUAUGACUUGAUAUGACUUGGAGAUGACCCAGAGUGCUCUUUCCAGUUAAUAAGAUUAUGCUGAACUGGAAACUACCCCAACCGGACUCUUCGCUGUCAUGAGGCGUCUUCUCCUCGCCUUCCUCUUCUCCACUUUUAUUCUCUUAUCCUAUACCGCUGCUUCUGUUGUUGGAGGCAGGGGCGGGGGAAGAAGUCGUCCCGGCGGCCAUCAUGAUGAGUCCCAGAUGUCACAAUCAGAGGCGCCGUGGGGAGCAAAAUUAUCAGAAGCCCCGACCGAUGACACCCAUCUCCUGACCAGCAUGCUUCAGACUUCGCACAAAGAAAUCCAUUUAGACGACUCGUCGUCUCCCGCUGUUCCCUCCGCCACCGUACCGAACGCCAGCUCCACCAGACGCCUCUUCCCUACGGCGAGAAAGGAAACCUCAACCGCGAUUUCGUCCUCCAGUAUUUCCUCCCUCACCAACGAGACACGCCCUACAGAAAAUGUGCAUCAAACAUCCGCCAAACCAAAUGUCCAGAUGCCUCCCGACACUGCCGCCGUUGCCCUGAAGAACUCAACCCCAGUGUACCGCCUAGGAGCUGUCUUUGAGCCGGAACACAUCCAGAGCCUCUCCUCCGUUUUCUUCCAGUCGCUCCAAGAACAGAAUCGCCUCAUCGGUGGCGCCUACCGCUUAGAGGGCGUCGUCAUAGAAACACCUGCACUCACUGUCAACGCUCUCAAGGGUGCUUGCGAGACCUUGAAACUUGAGAGUGUGGGCGUGGGCGUGGCGGUGGGAGUGACGCAAAGUAUCUAUGCCUCUGGCACCCUGGCAUCCCUGGCCGGGGUGCCCCUCAUUGCCAGGUCCAUCAAGGGAUACAGGGACGAAACACUAAAGACCUUGCUGCCAGACCUGGUUGUUGCCAACCCACGCCUCUCCGACCUGUGGGAAGCCGCCACCUCAUUCAUCUCCGCCCUGGAAUGGUGCCAGCCAAUCCUUAUCCACGAUGAUUCCCCCCAGGCCCUGCAGCUGGCCCACAUCGCCUCCCGCGAUGACACCUACGACACCAUGGGCCUCUCCCUUUCCGCCAGCCUGCCCCGACACCACUUCCAGAACCGGCUGGGCGGCAUUCUCCACACGGUGCGCAGGCUCAUCUUCGUGUCCGGCACAGUCAACUUCGUUAAGGUGGUGUUUAGCCACGGUAGCGACCUGGACAUGUUUAAUGGGGAGUACAUCUGGAUCUUGCUGGACGUGCCCCUUCCCGGUAACCUGUCGGAGUUCCUGCGUCCCGGCCUCCUCAGUCUUCGCCCAGACUUCCUAAGAACCCCUAAAAAGCAGCUGCUUAUAAACUUUGUUAAAUCGUCAAUAUCUGUGAUAUCGGAGUUUUUCAAAGAUACCACCGUGGCCUCGUCAGCGUUGCUGGCGACGUCAGCGCCUGUACAGUGUCAAGUGCCUUACAGAAAUCUGUCCACGAGUCAAUCUGAAUUACACAGACAACUUAAGGAGAAGCUAGCAACAAGCAGAAUAUCUAAGAGAUCCUUACCGGGUCUGACUCCAUUUUUCUACGUGGAGAACCUCGUGCCAAAGAAAACAGGUGUGGGUACCCAGUGGACGCGAGUGGGUUACGUGAACGGGUCGGAGGUCCAAAUCAACGCUAUCUUCUGGCCGGGGCGAGGGUACAAGGGAGUCUCAGAGCAGAACAAAAGGUUAAGGGUGGUUCUGGCAGAGGCUCCUCCCUUCGUCAUGACCUCUGCGCUCAUAGAGAACGCAACGUGCCUCCUAGGGGUCGUCUGCCUCAGGGUCUUCUCGACGGAGGUGGCGGCGAUCUUCGCUGACAUGGAGAGAGAUGUUGUGAACGCUUCCAGGGGCUACGAGGUCGUCUGUUGCAGUGGCCUCUCAGUCGACCUCAUGAUCAAUGUCGCCACGGACCUUGAGAUCGAGAUCCAGGUGUACCUAGUGAUGGACGGUACCUUCGGUGCCCCGCGUAGCACGGGAUGGACGGGCAUCGUGGGGGAUCUACUGGACGGCUCGGCCGACCUAUCCUUUGCUCCUAUCUCAGUCACUGCUCAGCGAGCUAGACACCUCGACUUCUCCGAUCCUUACUUCUUCUCCUCCAUGUCCAUACUUUCCUCUACCAAGUAAGUGGCCAACUUAGCUUCAUUCGGUAUUCUUAUUAUAUUAUCUCCUUAUAAACACACAUUGUCGUAAGUUUUGGUAAUGGAGACAACAGAUGCUUUGAUGCUGUUGAAGAGUUCGUUGAUACGAAAUAUUAGAGGAAUCCUUCCAUUUCCUCGGAUCCAGUCUGAAAACCUCAUAGCCUUCAAACGUCGCAUGACUUUCACUGAUUUAGCUAUUUCCAAAUGAGAAAAAUUAAGUAAUGGAAAAAAAAGAUUCUCCAGACAUUACCAAUCUUCACAGAUGAGCCUUUUUUUUUUUUGAUUGGGACUUUCCGAUAUCCCAAAUUCUUCCAGAUGAGACUUCACGAUGUGACAAUGCAUCUACAUAUUAUUUCCCUAAGGUGUGACCUCCCGUUAUCCCUAAUUUUUAAAGAUAUUGCUGCAACGAAAAUGGGAAAUAUUAUUAGUAAUGCCUUCCAAUACCUAACCAAACCCGUGUAAAGAUAUAUGCAGGAAUUAGUGAUGUUGCCAUAGACCCCUCACUACCUCACAGAGCUACUCUUCCAAGCCCACACAGGCCGUCACGUGCAUUCAUUCGACGGGGCAUUCUGAAGUCAACAGAUUCCUGAU